Molecule: messenger RNA, 2980 nt
Organism: Mizuhopecten yessoensis (Yesso scallop)
Lineage: Eukaryota; Metazoa; Mollusca; Bivalvia; Pectinida; Pectinidae
Product: dolichyl-phosphate beta-glucosyltransferase-like
Exons: 9
Coding region: 47-1024 (325 amino acids)
Cellular component (GO): endoplasmic reticulum membrane
Source: RefSeq, a predicted model, not a curated record
GAGACUCAAAAAGAACAACAACUUCCGGGAGGGCAACGGUGCAGCCAUGGAGUGCACAAUAACGGCUGUAGUUUGCGUUCUCUUGCUGAUUUUAGUUGUUUUAUUGGCUCUGGGGCUGUUUGUGCUUUAUAAAACAAGUGAGGCCUAUCCAGAUCUUGGAAGAUUUGAAAGUGAAGAAUACUUCCUAGAUCCCAAAAAGAAUGAGAAAAUAAAGUUACCCAGUAUCCAUGAUCCGCCAAGUGUUGACUUAACUAUUGUGGUCCCAGCCUACAAUGAAGAGGAAAGAUUGCCAGCCAUGAUGAAUGAAGCCAUAGAUUAUUUAGAAGAGAGACAGAAAAUGACACCGUCCUUCAGCUAUGAAAUACUGGUAGUGGAUGAUGGCAGUAAGGACAAGACCACAGCGACAGGACAUUUAUACUCCAGUAAGUACGGAGCAGACAAGGUCCGGGUACUGACGUUGGAAAAGAACCGAGGCAAAGGUGGAGCAGUGAGACUGGGUAUGUUUGUAGCACGAGGAAAACUGCUUCUUUUUGCUGAUGCUGAUGGUGCAAGCCAGUUUAAAGAUUACAGAAAACUGGAAACAGAAAUGUUUAAGGUUAACAAAAAGUCAGACAACCUGGCUGUGGUGUGUGGCUCCCGUGCCCACUUGGAAAAGGACGCCAUUGCAGAGCGGUCCCUGUUUCGGACGUUCCUGAUGAAGGGUUUCCACUUCCUGGUUUGGUGUCUGUGUGUGCGUGGAAUCAAAGACACACAGUGUGGCUUUAAACUUCUUACCAGGGAUGCAGCCAUCAUCUUGUUUUCUAAUAUGCAUGUCGAGAGAUGGGCCUUUGAUGUAGAAAUGCUGUAUCUGGCUCAGUGCUUCAACAUGAGAUUAGCUGAAGUAGCCAUUACAUGGCAGGAGAUAGAGGGGUCAAAAAUGGUUCCGUUCUGGAGCUGGCUACAAAUGGGCAAAGAUCUGCUGCUAAUACGUGUGCGAUACAUCAUAGGAGCGUGGAAAAUAAAUACCAAAGUGAAAAAGGAAUAGGCUGUGACAGAAGAUUAAGUGUGAUUGUGUGAGAGUCAGAGAGACAGACAGAAAGAGAGGGAGAGAGACGGAGAGAGAGAGAGAGACCGUGAGAGAGACAAACAAGCAAUAACUGACACAAUUUGGAUGUGGGAGAUCAUGUCUGGCAUAGACAAAGUCUGUAAAAUCUUGCGAGCGAAUGUGUUGUUUAAAUAUAUUUAAUUAAAAUCAUGUUCCGAAUAUUACAUAUUACAUUUACGAUUCCUCAACCAAACUCUCACAUAAUAAUCUGAGUCAGCUAGUUUUAUACUUGUGUCCAGAUGAAUUUCUCAUCAAACUGUUCAAUUGUCUCUGAAAUUCACUACAGCAUUGUUUUGUAUCUUUAUAUAAUUCAUUUAGAUCAACUCAGUUAUUCCAGUAUAAUGGUAUUCAUGGCUCUGCUCAUCCACAAGGAAAAAGUGUUCUCGGAAAUACCUGUAAGGUAUGUGUCUAUGUAGGAGGCACUUCAAAAUCUCUAAAAUAUUGCUCGUCAUAUAUUCUCCCUAUAACAAGUGGCAAAAAUACUACCUUUUUCUGUUGCAAAGCAUGUUUAGUUUCCUAAAAACUAAAGUUUUUGGUGUAGAUUAUCAUUAACUAUAUAUUCAUGUUCAUUGUUCCAUUUUUAUUUGCAUACAUGCUUAUAUGAAAUUGAAUGACCUUAUAUCCUUAUGCAUGUGAGUCUGUCAUAUAUAAAAUUAGUAUGUGAUUUUAUCAAAUCCAUGUCAACAAAUUUGAAUUUGUGUAGAAGUUGUUUUAUUUUGAAUCAUACCAUAUUAUUUUGGUUCUGUUAAUUUCUAUCAUUAGUUUAAAAUGUGAUGAAAUAUACAACAGUUUCUUCAUUUAAUUAUUUUUCUUGAUUUUCUUUUAAAUUCAUUGUCAAUUAUGAUAGGAAAUUAUAUUGCAGUGAAUUAGUGAUAUAUAUAUAUAAACCUUAACCCACAGAUGUGUGAAGGGUUUAAAUUAGAAUUGUUUGUUUUAAUAAUCGGUUAAUAGGGUUGUUUCUUCUUAAAUUACAAAUAAAAGCCAAUUGAAGUUUCAUUGUACGACAUACAAAUGGCAUGGCAUUACAUCUUAAUUUUAUAUUGAUUUUGGUUUCAAAAAUACCUGAAUCAGUUCUCACUCCAUCGAUAUGUGCCUCACUGCUUUCUGAUUUCCCCAUCCUUUUGAUUUUGUAUAGGUUCUACUGACAGCCUGAUGACAAUAAUUGAAUUUGCAUAUUUUCAUUAUUAUGUUCAAAUUAAUAUAUUUUUCUGUGAAAUAUGUUUUUUCUCUAUCGAUUCACAUUCUGUUUUUCUAUUCAUAAGUUUAAGCUUUUGUAUUUUCCUCCAUACAGCUUACAUAAGUUAAGUUCUUGUUGAAUUCACUAGUUUUACCAAUGUUUUGCAUUUAAUUUUUAGUAUGCAACUGUAAAAGAAAAGAAUUUGUUUUGGUUAUGGAAUGUCUGUCAGUGAAGUAUGUCAUUAUUUAAGUUUCCAGUGAUAUUCAAUCAAUGAUACUGUUUUACCUAGUAUUUGUAUAACAGAGAUAUUACAAUAAUAUUUGAUUAACAAGACCGAAGAAGUUUUUUGUUUUUUGUACUUCAUAUAUAUUUUAAGAGAAAUAAGCCCAGGGGGCAUGUGUUGUGAAAAUGCACUUGUAAACUGGCCGAGCCGACUUCUCGAUAUCUGUAUGCUCGGUGAGCAGGUCGACUUGCCCGAAGGUGAUGAGCUGUCGUACAUGACUAUACUGAAUGUAGUCUACACUUGGUCAAGCCGCUAUACGGGUGUAUUUUGCGCACUGUUUAACUGAUGGUAGAUUACACUUGCUGUUGCAGGCUAAUCUUAUAUUUAACAUUCCUAUAACUUGCAGCUUCUUACUACACAUGUGUAAAAAAUGAGUAAUAAAAACGGUAGAAGGGGAUCAGAUUACUGUGGGAUAUGAGUCUCUGUUCUACCAGUU